Molecule: messenger RNA, 2286 nt
Organism: Blepharisma stoltei
Lineage: Eukaryota; Ciliophora; Heterotrichea; Heterotrichida; Blepharismidae
Source: the annotation of a GenBank genome assembly
AUGAAAUGCACAUUUAAAGGUAAAAUUGAGCGAUAUUCUCAAGCUUUACACUCCAAGACGUGGGAACUGUUUGACAAGGUUUCAGGGAAUGAAUAUGUCUGGGGAAAUAUUGUGAGAAGGGCAAAGUAUUGAAGAGAAUGGGAUGUAAAGGUGGGGAACUCAGCUGCACAAAAGUUAUUAAAAGUAGGGAAAAAUCCUUUCGAUCUUCUGCAUUUAGGGAUCUAUGGCGUUAAAACGGGGCAGGCGAAAUACCUGGAGAAAAUGCAAAAUGAAUGAAAGACAGUAGGCCCAAUGAUCGGGAUAGAUGAAAUGGUAGCCUUGGAAAAAGUCUUAAUGCAAGAAGAAGGACAAGAAAACAGAAAUAUUAUUAGAGCCCAGUAUAAGCCUGAAUGAAAAGCACUAAACUAUAUCAAAUAUCUGAAUCAUCCAGAUGUCUCGAAUAUUGAGAUCUCUGAGAACAGCAGAGAAAUCGCAAUAGAAAUUGAAGGGAGAUGAAUAGUCCUUGUAGGCUGUACAGCAGACGAAAUGCCUUUAAAUCCUAUUCUCAAUCUAAUCAAUAGGUACAGAAUCCAGGCUAUAUCUGUCCCCUUGCCCCACCCAGAAACUCUGAUUUCUUCUGAAGAGGCUAGGCUUUAUAUUAACAAGUUAGUUGAGGACAGGUCAAGCUACAGAGAAGAGCCAGGAGUUCAAAUGAUAGCAAAAAAUCAAUUUGGGCUGAAAAUGAACGAUAUUUAUUCCACAAUGGUUCUUAGAUCUUGCUCAAUGAAGCAGAAAAUAUUACUAUCUGCUCCAUCAAACGAAACCUUGAUGACUUGGGCGACACAAAUCCCUGAUAUCAAACAGUAUUUUGAUGAAGUCCGAGUUGCCACGUUUUUGGAUUUAUGUGAAGUUCUGGAUUCAGUCGCUGAAAAAGGUUGCAAUUUAUGCACGAAAUCUAAGAAAGUCCCAACUGAAAAGUUUGUUCACUCACUGCUAUCAUCUGAUGAAUUAACUGAGCAGUAUAUGGACUAUAUGGCCUUCAAAAUCCAAAGCUUCACGAAUAAAGAAAACGUUCUUAUUCUUCUACCAAUUUAUUUGCUGCAUACAUUUGCUAAGAAAUUCUUGACCCCAGCUACAAAUCCUUUGAUCUUUCAGCAGAAAGUCAGUGCUGAAGAGCUUGCAAUUGCUUCAUUCUUAUUUAAUGAUGAGUAAAUUUUAUAUAGAGAGCCAGUAGCUUCUAUCUCUCUCCUCAUUAGAGAGUAAGUAAUAUUGAAAAUGCCUUUUUGUCAAAUUAGCCCCUCUGCAUUGACCAAAAAUUUUAUUAUAAAAUAUUUUAAUAUAUAGGUGUUCUUUAAUAUAAUCUAAUUUUAUUUAAUACAAAAUGCUUAAAUUCUCAAAUUUAGAAUUUUUUUAAUUAUGUUAUGUUAAGAUAAAUGUUUAAAGUCUCUACUUCCAGUAGCGUGUUGGCACAAGCGAAUUGGGUGGACUUCCACCUCUGGUACCUCUGAGCCCGGGCCGAAACCCCCGGUUUCUCGGUAGUGGGUUGUCCUAUUUGUGUCCGAAGACCCUUGCUGGGCACCACCAUUUCCAACUCAGUCCCUUCGCCGUCUAAGGCCAACUGUACCUACCCUGGCCGGUGUCGCCACAUUAAAGGGCCCCUUUAAACCGGAGGGACCGCCGUCUUGCAAGUCUAGCCUGCCUCCCCUUUUACCAGGUCAUCCCUGAAUAAAAACUCAACAACUUCCGUUGUUCGGGGCAAAGCCAUCGAAAGCAGCCUGAGCAGGAAAUCACCCUGCUCCAUUUCGGGCACCCACUGGCUAGGGCGCUGCUGGAAAAAGGAUUCACGAUUAACUGCCCAAGGAUCUGGCCACAAAUCAGCUGGUCUGUGCGCUCGCCCAUCGCCUCUGGGCUCCAGAUAUUGCUGGGCUAAAUCAUUCCUCCUAAAAACCAUGCCCGGAUAUACAUGGGUUACCGUCACACGAGAGGACGGGUCGGACGUCAUACGCCAUUUUAUGUAUAUGAAUUUUUUUAAUUAAAUACCAUUAUUAGGCUGCAAAUUUAGAAUUUUUAGACUGAGGAAAAGAUUUUAACAUAAAACCUGUGUGUAUGCAAAAAAAUUUUUUUGGCUUGUGAAGGAGAAGUAAGCAAUUUUCCAAAGAAGAAAUGAAGGAGUUUUUGGACAUCAAAAAGCAGAGUGAAGAAUUACUUCAGCCCUCUAGCUUUGAUUUGUGGCCAAAAGAGAUAAAGAAAGAAAACCAGUGCUUCGCCAUUUAUAGGUUCAUUAAACAAAACACAAAAUAUGGGUAA